Molecule: messenger RNA, 3144 nt
Organism: Amorphotheca resinae ATCC 22711
Lineage: Eukaryota; Fungi; Ascomycota; Leotiomycetes; Helotiales; Amorphothecaceae
Exons: 7
Coding region: 1-3144 (1047 amino acids)
Source: RefSeq, a predicted model, not a curated record
AUGGCCUCAGCAAGCUUGGGCGGCUAUGGCCAGAGCCAGGCCCAAUCUUCUUUAUAUCGCCAUUCCCAACAACCAACAAUAAAAUCCACUUUAACAGCUAUGACUUACAUACCCGGCAAAGAUAAGCAGUUGACCUUUGCCAGCGAGUGGGUUUUCAAACCCGAGGGUAUCAAAGCUGUUAAGAUUAGAUUUGAGGAGAUGAUGAAGAAGAAUGACUUGUUUGCAAAUCACGAAUGGGACCGAGAAGAAAAUGUCUUCCGUGUUCGAUGCCUUGUGGAUGACACGCCUAAAGUCUCUUCAAUUUUCUAUCAGAUCCUGUCCGAUAUUAUCCACCAGUCACACGGCGAGGAUUAUUUGAGCGACGAGGAUGACAAUAGCGAGGUGAUGGUGGAGAAUUCAGACGGUGAAGAAGAACCAUUCACGAGCGAUAAGAUUGAACGCCUUUCAGUGUGGAAGAAACGAAACAGUGUUGGAUCACCGCAACCGGAACUUGACCUAGGUUGCCCCUUCAAGAUCAAACACUAUGAGGCAUUCCUUAUUUGGUCAUUUCAGGAAAUUAAUCGUUCUUUGGAUAAUGUUGUAUCCGACGGAACUCUCGAAAUUCUUAAGGAAUCGACGGGCUGCGACUUUAUCAAGAAUCUCAACGAACAAAAGAUCUAUAUUGGGCAUUCUUCGAUGGACAAGUGUCAACUUGCUAUCACCAAGCUUGACAAUAUUAGAAAAUACUCAGCAAAGGAUCUCGAAAACUAUCGACUUAGACUGAGCCGUUUCAUUGAUAGUAGGAUGAGAUUCAUGGAGACCACGCUUUUUACUUCCUCCCAGAAGGCACAGAAAAUCGAUUAUUAUCCUCCAGCCAAUGCCCUCACAGUUAGAUGUGCCGGUUGGGAUUGGGUGAAAGGAAGAUACGUGCCUUUGAAGGUCAAAAUUAUUCCUGCAACUCAGUACUCCGAUCUGGACUCAGGACGUGAAGAGUUCAUCAACUUUAUGUAUCGUGGAAAAGGAAGUCUUGAUGAUGAUCCAAUGAGACACAUCCGGAAUGCCCAUAAACAGCGAAAUCGAGGCAGCGAGAGUAACGAGAUGGCAGAAGCACAGGCGGCAGCGGUACAUAUCGAGGAGGCUCAACUGGCCAGAAUUGAAGGCUGGGCCCAGCAAAUUCCUCCGACGACUUCAAGCAAACCCCUUCGGGAUAUGGCCGAAGAGCUCGUUAAAUCAAGGGCAAAAAAUCCUGCAGUCGAAAAAGCCCAUGAAAUUGGAGCCCAAGACCAAAAGCCAUCUUGGGAUAUCUACGUUCCCUUCCAGUCGAAGAAGACCAAGGAGAAUUCCCCUGUUCCUACCGUUGCUGCUUCCAGUGUAGUUUCCACCGUCGCAACGCCAACUAUGACUCUCCCGGUUUCUAGACUACAAAGCACGAACGCCGAAGCUGCUAUUGCCCCUCACGGACUCAUCGGAAAAUACCAAGGCUCAGGCUCAAAUGCAGCCCAGGAAGGUCAAUCCAAGAGCCCCCUCAAUUUGCCUCAUCAUUCCCGUAGCAAACAACAAGACACGAACUCGUACUUUAAAGCUCCUAAGACUGUCUUUGAGUCUGCUCGGCCGUCUUUGCUCGAUGCUGUUAUGCCUAACUUGGGCUUUCCUAGUCUUCAGCCUUUGAGAACCUCCUCGCAAUCAUCUUUGACAUCAGAACUCCCACUGUCCCCAGCGUCCGGUUCAGGUUCAACAGAGUAUCCCAGCUCUAUGGCUCGGAGCUCUAGUCGCACCCAAUACCCUCAAUUAACACAUCAAUCUAGAGCUGAAAUGCUACAGGGAACUUCCGAGCCAUCAACCAGAAAUUUUCAUACGACUAUGAAUCAAAAGGCGCCAAAGCCGAACCAGAAAGGCCAAAAGAUCGGACAAUUUGCUGAUAGACUUGGACUACCGGCCCUGCCACCUCCUGCAACUCUCCAGUCCCAAGCUUCCAAGCAACCCCCGGUCAUUGACCCCAUACCAGAAUUCCUCGCACAAAUAAACGACAGCUUUGAAGAAUUGAUGAAGGGUGUUCAAGGAUUCCCAGGUGAAGUUGUAGUUCACGCCGAAUUGGGUCGGAUUUUGUUGAGCGGCAUUCCUCCUAAGUUUGUCGCAUCAGAGGACAAUUUGGAAGGCUAUUCUCCAAACGAUCUGUCGGGCUUAUUGCUAUCAAACCCCGAGAGAGCAGGAAACCCAAGCACGACAUACUUUACGAAUGUCCUCACAAGAUUACCAGCUGACAUCAAAUACCUCGCUGAUAUGAAGAAUGAUGCCGGUCAACUUAUGUGGGAGCAAAUUCCUUCAGCUCGAUCGGUUAUAUACGAGAUCUCUUGUUAUAAUAACAAACUUCCCGGUUGGAAUCCCUUCACUAUCGAGAUUGACGAAGCAACCUUUCGUGCGAGAGUUAAGACCAAAUAUCAGUUUGGCACAAUAAACGUACACGGUACUCGAAGACAUUGGGAUUUUCGUAUCGCGGCUUUUGGUUUUGGUGACGACAAUAUUAAUGAACAGCUGUAUGGGGAAUUUGCCAAUGCAAUUCAGAGCUCUUUGUACAUCCCUCCAAGAUUGACCAGACCCGCUCUAUACUUUGAGUUGGACAAUUCUUUCAAUGUGGAUUCAAAGCUGGCAGUGGGUAAUAUACUCGUUCAUCAUGUUUCAAAAUAUAGAAGCACGGAUCGCGGAGCAACAUCGAUGUUGAACGUGUCAGAGAUUAUAGAUCUCAACGUUGAAUGCACAGAUCCCUACCCCGGCGCAAAAUUCAAGGUAUUCAAAGCCGAAGCACCAAAGAGUCAGAGCGUACCUGGCGAUCCCGACGUCUGGUAUGAGGCGAGCAUCUCCAGCACCAAGGCCGACGAACAAUUCAAGCAGAACUCCACCCUGAAGUUAGGAGAUGAGGCCGAGUGGACCCCAAAGAGCUUGUCACAGCUCGAUGCUGCUCAAGCAAUGUGUCUUCCAGCUUGCCAAAUGCUGAAGCGGAUGGAUGGAGUUGGAUUCCACAAUGAUAAUGGAAUCAAGAUUCCUGCCCGUUCUAGACCCAAUCCACCGCCUGAUGGCCUCUCCGUUCGCGAGCUCAGUCUACAAGCCAUCUUCGACACUAUGGCUGCUCCCCAGUCUGGACUUACCUCCCAACUUCCAAAUCACUAG